CCUUAAAUUAAUACCAAAAUGUUUUGUUUUUAGGAAUCUUUACGAUUUUGACUUUGUGACUGUGCUAUCUAGUGGAAUCCAAGUGCACGGAUUGAGCGGAAGUAACGUUAUUGUCAUUUGCAAGAUUAUUAUUAUUUUUCUUCCAAAUUCGUUUAUGGGAAUAUGCAUUAGRUACUACUAAAAACAUUCCUCCCCAGGUAGCAUGCAUUCAGAGCGGUUUAUAUCGGAAAUAGUUUGCUUUGCGCUUUCCACUUCCUUUCAUCAUGCACAGUGAAACAUCGACAAGAAGCUUAUAUAUUUUCUUAUCAUGUGCUAGCUACUAUUAUUCGUAAACAUAAYUUGUAUGGUAUGCAUAGGUUAUACAUGUAUCAUGUUAAAGAGGACGCAUGCGUAUGCCUCCCACUUUGCACUUACAUAAUAAACUCAAACCUCUUUGUAUAAUUAUUACAACACUUUUCAGCCAAAUUUGAAUAGCAUUAGCUAGCCACUCGGAUGUCACCGUUUUGAAAUGAUUGAUUACCCCAAAUAAAGUAUUUUAGAUGCAUUUUGAAUAGGCCUGUGUGCUUUUUGUCUACCUCUCAUUUCAGGUUUGAGCAUGUUUCAGGCGUGGCAAGGUAUAAGAUUACUCACCAACUCAAUUCGACGGUAUCCAGUGCAAAGACUAGUGUGUGUAAAGGCCACCACCACUAGAACGUGCUCAGGCUACCAACAGGCUAAUGUGGUGAUCCUCCAUAAGAGCCUAGCUGAUGACUUCGAGGCAUUCUGCCACGCCAACCCCAGCCCCCUGCCCCUGCUGUACAGGAGUCAGCCUGGGGAGUGGGGCUGUCCACCUCUCGCUGCAGACGCAGACAUCAGAGUGGACUGUCCCCAGUACUGUGUGUUUAAGGACGGCCUGCUGGUAUCCAGAGUGUCCAGCCUGAUGUCCUACAGCGGUCAGCUCCAGGACAUGGUCAGCUUCUACCUGGGCUGUAGCUUCAGCUUUGAGAGGACACUGCGGGAGGCUGGGGUCCCUGUCCGAAAUGUGGAGCAGAACUGUAAUGUCAGCAUGUUCAGGACAUCUCUCCAGUGUAGAGGAGUGGGUCAGUUCCAGUGCCCUAUGGUGGUGACUAUGAGACCAGUACCUGAGGAGAAGCUGGACAUUGUGGCCCAGAUCACUCACCUGACCCCUCUGGCCCAUGGAGGACCCAUCCACAUCGGGGACCCAGCUGUGCUGGGGAUCCAGGACGUAUCCAGGCCGGAGUAUGGGGACCCGGUGGCCCUUUGCCCAGGAGAUGUACCUGCGUUCUGGGCCUGUGGGGUCACUGGUGUGGAGGCUGUCCAGAGUUGCAAGCCCACACUGGCAUUCACCCACUCUCCAGGCUGCAUGUUCCUCACUGAUCGAGAGGACUCAUCCGUCUCUGCGUCCACAUCCACCCCUGAGCCUGACCAAUGCCCUCUGACUUUCUCCAUCUCCCAGCAGCCUUUGCAUUUCAGUGUGGCGUCUAAGGCUGUAGUCCAGAGCAUACGAGACCUGGAGAAGAUCAUUGGCGAGGACCCAGGAGAGAGGGGUAUCCGUGCAUUGUUUGUCCAGGAUGAGUUGCUGAGGUCUUGCCUGUCCCUCUCCCAUUCCUCAUCUGUGCUCAUCACUACGGGGUUCCCCACCCACUACACACACAACCCCCCUGAGGAGACAGACGGGCCCCCCGGAGCCAUCGCCAUAGCAGCCACCCUCCAGGCCCUCCAGAAGGAGGUUGCUAUAGUGACGGAUCACCGUGCCCUGGAGAUGAAUCAGAGGAUUAUGGAAGAUGCAGUGAAGAAAGGUGUGAUAAAGACAGCCGUACCACUACUCAGUUACCAAGGCAACAGCCCAGACUCAGCACUGUACUUCCUGUGUCAUAACGGAGACCAUAAAAAGCCCAGGUUUGACCACUUGGUGGCAAUAGAGCGCAGUGGCAGAGCGUCUGAUGGGAACUACUACAAUAUGAGAGGAGUGAACAUCAAACACCUGGUGGACCCUAUAGAUGAUCUAUUCACCACAGCCAGCACCAUCCCUGGCAUCAGCACCACAGGGAUAGGAGAUGGCGGGAACGAGCUGGGCAUGGGCAAGGUGAAGGAGGCAGUGAGAGAACACAUGCCCAAUGGGAGCCUGAUAGCCUGUGACGUGGCUGCUGAUUUUGCCAUCACUGCAGGAGUGUCUAACUGGGGAGGCUACGGCAUGGCCUGUGCUCUGUACAUCCUCAGUCUCUGUCCCAUCCAUCAGCGGUACCGCCACAAAGGCCUGGGCCAGCCUCACCCACCUACCCAGGACCAGCACCAGGCCUGGGCUGCUAGCCUGCCCUCUGUAGCCAAGGAGGAGGAGAUGCUGUCCAUCCUGGUGCAACAUGGUGUCCGCAGCGGAAAGACAGGAACCUUGGGCAUGGAGGUGGACGGCCUGUCCUUUCACCCCACACACUCUGACCUCAUCAUAAAGCUCAGGGACCGCACCUCACAGAGAAAGUGAAACUACACCUUACAAACUACCACCUAUGCAAAGUAGUGAACACACCACCAACCCACGCAGAGAAGUGAAAAUACCAUUGCUGUCAAAAUGCCGUUGCUGUCAUUCGCAUCCCCUCCUCCGUAUCCACCACACCACCCCCAACGAUUGGGGAUGGUCCUUGGUCUGUGACCAGGUGGAAGCCCCACCCGAGCCAAAAGCUACUACACUGCAAAAAACUACACUAUCUCACAUCAUUAAUCAUCUGAUUGCAUGGAACCUGAACACGAUAUUACAGUACAUGGCAGUCUUCCUAAAGGCUUGAGUUUGAUGCUGUCAUGUUUGGAUCAAACUGAGAAGUGUGGAGUUGGAGUUGUCUGCAGCUGUGCAUUUGAUUGCUCCCGYACGUUUAUUACGAACUUCAUAAAUUAAAAACCUUUGUCCUUUUGUAGCUCAGUUGGUAGAGCAUGGCGCUUGUACUGCCAGGGUAGGGGGUUCGAUUCCCGGGCCCACCCAUACAUAAAAUGUUUCAUGCAUGACUAAGUUGCUUUGGAUAUAUUAUGUUACUAUAAUAUUACAAGCUAAAGCCUGAUAUCAGACAACGCCAUAAACCAAGUUGGUUUUUAUAGCUUUGUGAUCUUAAUUCUAUUGUAAACAAGGCACUAGAUUAGAACUAUAUACAACUGUUUUUAGUUUGAUAUAGAGUAUCACAAUUCCCAAUCUCUCAAAUAUCUUGUGUUGAAAAGUAUUCUUUUUUUGUUAGUAAAAUCAUCUUGUGUUGAUUAGUAGGACCAAAUMAAUAUAACCAAAUAGAGAAUCAGUCACGCACGCACAGUUCCGAAGGCAGACUGCUCUCAGGGACAGUUGACUGCCUUUGUGGCACACUUCCAACUGUGCUAUGCUACUAACACUUCGUCUCCAGCUAAAAGUCAGAGGGGUCUGUGUGUUUUACUCACCAGAAAUACUGGCUUGGUAACUUUUUGUCUUCCUUAGCUAUGAGUCGGUGAGCAAAACACUUGCUAAGAGCAGAGUACCACUGAAACCUGUCCUAAAAACUCUCUGUAAUUCUAAUGGUGUUAAUGACAUUUGUAUUCAAAAUCAUAAUCACUUGUGAUUAUUUAUUUUAAUACACUACAUAAACUGUUAAAUCAUGUAAUAAUAAUUUGGAAAGUAAUCAAAGUGCUGUUAUCUGAUUAGAACCAGAGCUCCACUGAAACAUGAUUUCAUCUACUGUCAGUGCCAGUGUGUGCCAUGUUAGGGGCCACCCUCCCUAAAUAUCCCACCUUCUCCCUUACUUCCUCCCUCCGCAGCCAAGGUCACUCACAGAUCUGUCUAAAACAACCUUUCACACACAUCUUACCGUCAACACUGUCUGACAAACACAUGGUAUGGUUUCAGGCAACCCCGCAAAGACUGAAGACAUAUUAAAUUCUCCAGACAAAUAAUUCAAUCCAACAUUAUGCUCCUACUCUUGUUUCUAGUCCUUAUGUCACACAGUUUGUUUAUCUAUGGUUUUCUUAUCUAACAUGGUUAUGAUAGAAAGCAAUGAUAUUAGGUUUGACCUUUCCAAAUGAAGCCCUUUCCUUCUAGGUUCAGCCAAAGUAAAGUUAGUGUCGUCCAAGGAGGCUUCUGUUGCUAGGUUAAUAAACAAACCAAUGCUUUUUCUUCGCUAGCGACUGGUUACACCUGAGAAUGUUUAGCAUUACUCGAUGAUCSAAUUAAUGAGUUGCUUACUUGAUAAAAUAAAUGUUAAAAUGCAGAACUGAACAAUUUCAGCCCAACAAAAACAGGACGCUGACAAUUAGUGUCAAUUCAACUCUAGUCCCACUGAGCUGUGUGUGUGUACGCACGGAUCUGCUUCAAGUGUGUUUGGAGUUUAAUGCAUUAGUUGUGUUUGAGUGUGUAGUUCUAUUUUGAAUCAAAUUCCAACUGCCAAGGCAAAGUUAACUAACUGGUUGUUUCUGGGACGACUCCUUCACAGGUGAGAGAGAUAGAGAUAGUUGACGUGAUAGAGGAAUGGCUUUAGUUGCAUCUGCCUCAAACUCCUACAAGGUGGCAAAAGUGUGAAAAAUGAGAACAUACAAGACAAUUUGUUUCAUGCCUAAGACAUAUCAGAUGAGCAAUCUGAAUAAGAUGCAAAUGAAUGCAUCAAAUCUUGGGAGAAACAAAUACAGGAAAGCCCGCUCUUCCAGAGAGCACAAUCCCAGAGGAAGACACCUUAACUCUACAGAAGAAUCCUGACACAUUAUGGCAGCAUUUUAAUAUUGAUGUUGUAAAUAUGAGAGAUGUGCUGAGAAAAUGUCCAAUGAGACCAAAUGAAAAGAAAAACAGCAAGGGUUCAUAACUUCAGCAGAAGUAGAAUAAKAGUCAUGUAACAGCAACUA
Molecule: messenger RNA, 4839 nt
Organism: Salvelinus sp. IW2-2015
Lineage: Eukaryota; Metazoa; Chordata; Actinopteri; Salmoniformes; Salmonidae
Source: RefSeq, a predicted model, not a curated record